CGUUCGCUGCCUGCCGCUGUGAGAGCCAGGGAGUUUCGUCGGAGUUGGUUACACAGGUUUCCGGUGACGGAAAUCCAGUAACUCGGUGGGGUUUUUUUUUUUUUUUUUUAAUUAAUAUUGGUAACUGGCCGGACGGCAGAUCGCUGAGGCGGAGAAGCUCUCUCUCCGGAAGAGCCAAGAUGCUGAAUAUGUGGAAAGUGAGGGAGCUGGUGGAUAAAGCCACCAAUGUGGUUAUGAACUAUUCGGAGAUUGAAUCCAAGGUUCGAGAAGCCACCAACGAUGACCCCUGGGGUCCCUCUGGACAGCUGAUGGGGGAGAUCGCUAGAUCCACCUUCAUGUACGAGCAGUUCCCAGAAGUGAUGAACAUGCUAUGGACUAGGAUGCUGAAGGACAACAAGAAGAACUGGAGGAGAGUUUACAAGGCUUUGCUUCUGCUGGCGUACCUCAUCAGAAACGGGUCCGAACGCGUCGUCACAAGCGCCAGAGAGCACAUCUAUGACCUGCGCUCAGUUGAAAACUACCACUUUGUAGAUGAGAAUGGCAAAGACCAGGGCAUCAACGUGCGGCAGAAGGUGAAGGAGAUAGUCGAGUUUGUGCAGGAUGAUGACCGCCUACGGGAAGAGAGGAAGAAGGCGAAAAAGAACAAGGACAAAUACAUUGGCGUGUCUUCCGACAGCAUGGGCGGCUACAGAUACAGAGACCAGUAUGAUUCAGAGCCCCGGUCUAAGUGGGAUGAGGACUGGGACAGGGGAAAGGGGUCCUUCCCCUUCAGUGAGAAGCUGGGUGAGAUCAGCGACAAGAUCGGCAGCACCAUUGAUGACACCAUCAAUAAGUUCCGCAAGAAGGACCGGGACGACUCACCCGAUCACUUCAGCGACAAUGAGGACGAGCAGGAUAGAGAAAGAGACCAAGACAGAGGAGCUCGUAACGGCCGGCCCAGUAAACCUGAGUUCAAAGACGAGGAGGAGACGGUGACGACCAAGAGCGUUCAGAUCAUGCAGUCCACGGAGACCACAGCCACGCGCAAGCGAGGAGCCAUCCCAUCCAAGACAGUGGAUCUGGGGGCUGCCGCACACUAUACAGGGGACAAGGGCAGCCCAAGCACUCGCAGUAACAAGGUCCAUACGACAGCCACAGAAACCAGUCAGCCUUCUGGUGGUGGACUGGUGGACCUGUUCAUGGUGGACACUGGGUCCAGUCAGACAGCAUCUGCAGGUUCAGAGCUCGUUGGCGGCUUUGCUGACUUUUCGUCUCCCGCAGCUUCGGCCAGCCUCCCAGCAGCAGCCGCCACGGUGCCCAGUGGGAGCAGCGACUUUGGGGACUGGAAUGCCUUCCCCAGCAGCCAGCCAGGGGCCCCCACAGGGACGGAUCUGUUUGCCGGCGUACAGCCCACCCCAGCAGCCGCCCCGGCGCCUGCUCCACUCUCCGCCGACCUCUUUGACUUGAUGGCGCCCUCCCAGCCCACCCUGAGCUCCUCACAAAGCAUGACUUUCACCAUGAGCAGUUCCCAGAGCAUGGGCACUAAUCCUGGGCUCACUGUGUCCAAAUCACAGCCUCUGCAGAACCUCAGCAGCCCCAUGCUGCCCCAGCAGGGCGGGGCCCAGAAGCCACCUGGUAAGGCCACGCUGCCUUCCACAUGGUCGGAUCCCAGCGUCAACAUCUGCCUCGACUUCCUGUCCCCGGGAUCCCAGCCACCCAAGCAGGCGCAGCCCAGCCUCAACACCAUGAUGCAGCAGCAAGGUGUCCAGCCACAGGUCGGCAUGGUUGCCCAGAGCUUUGCUGGAAUGAACCUGAACAUGCAGCCUACGCCCACCGUGGUCAGAGCGCCUGUGAACCCCAUGAUGCAGAGUGGGGGGGUGUCAAUGAGCAUGUCGCCCAAUGUGACGACAGGUAUGCUUGGAAUGGGCACCAUGGGCGUGACCCCUGGAGCAGGAAUGCCAGGCAGCCAAGGAAUGAUGGCAGUGAACAUGGGCAUGAACAUGGGAAUGAACAUGGGCAUGCCUGCUGCUGGAAUGGGCCUCCCGGGUACCAUGGGCAUGCCUGCCAUGGGUGUGGCUCACAUGAACCCUUCUAUCGUACCACCAAAACAAGAUGCCUUUGCCAACUUCACCAACUUUGGAAAAUGAAGUGUGGGAGAGAGAAAAGGGGAGAGGCUGUAUGAGGGUAGGGAGUGGUUGAUCUGACCGUCCGACUAUGAAGGACCCUAUGAGCUGCAGACAAAGAAACGCCAACGCCACGAACCCUCCGCUUCCUGGACCUCAUAGACGCGCAUCAGUCCAACCCAAGGAUCUCUUCUUUUGUUUUUUUAUGGAGAAGUGAAGUGUACCUGGGCUGACUGCUGUAUGGGGAAAUGAAUGAUGUAUUGAAAAUCUUGGCAUAUUGAGCUGUUCUCUCCAGUAAGGCAAUAUGGAAUAUUCAGAAAUGUCUGCAGGGGUUUGGCAGUACUAACCAAAAAAAAUGGCAAACUGUGGAACUGAAGGAAAACAAGAAAUUUCUUUUGUGCCCCACCCACAUCCAGCCCUGUUUCCUGUCACUUUACCUCACGCUGCCUGAGCUUCACACAUUUAGGAAAUGAAUCAUGAUCAAUUUGUAAAUACCUUCCCAUGUGCAGACAAAGUAAAUUAUUGCUUUAUUAAAUACAUCUUGAACAAUACGGUGGACUGGAGAGCAAACUUUUGAAGGAAAAGGUAAACCUUAAUUAUUAGUUUAUUUAAUUUUUUUUUUUUUUUGCGGGGGGGGUUGUCGUUGACUCGGUUCCGGCAGACCACUUUUCCUAUUUUGCCAUGUAUAAUCAAAAUAGUCUUUAUACUUGUUAUUCAGAUACUGCUCCCACAAGGGGUUUGUUAAUAUUAGAAAUUAACAUGUAAAGAGUGAGUGAGUGAAUGAAUGCAUAAAAACUGAAAGGCUGUUUUCACAACUAGCAACCUCUAUGGCCUUUCUGAAGGGUUUAUUUUUUUAACGCAAAAUAUGAUCAGAGUUUUACAUCCAAAUAUGAUUAUGAGUAGAGUUAGGAGCAGCUCUGCCUGGGGGCUGCGGUCUCACUGCAGCACAGGGUGCCUCAUGGCGAAUCCAUGGCCUUUUCCUCGAAGGAAACGACGUCCGUGAAGACUGACGGAACAACGCAGUAUUCAUCACGGGGCGCGCGAGGAGUUCCGGCGAAGUUCAUGGACACGUAACACGCAGACCCGGGCUGAAUAUGCAUUAUACACAGCGACAGAAAUGUGCACGUUCGUUCUCGCGCCUUUCUACUUGGUUAAACUGCAGGGCGGCUUCGGAUUGACAUUUUGUGGGGGCUUCGUUUCUUUCCUUUCCUGCUGCGUCUGGGGACUGGUUGCACACAGGGUUUGCUGGCGGUGUGUCCAUAAGCGGCGAAUGUGGAAAGCUACCGUACGUAGGUUCGGCUCGGGUGGUCUUCGUGCUGCCGCACGGUGCGUAUGCUUCGCACACCACGUACUGCUGUAUGGUCAGCUGAGGGAUUAUGGGGAAUUUUUUUUAUUUUAUUACUGUUCUUUAAUCAGAUCAGAUUACAUCACAUAGUAGCCUUCCAUGAAAUCCUCGGGCAUUAUGUUAUAAAUGACCAAAUCUUACUUUAUUAUCUUUUUUAAGAAUACUUCUUUUCCUGAAGGGGUGUGGUUAUUUUGUUUCAGUACUUGUAUUUGAAUCAAAAAAAUCUGUAUGAUCAAUUAAAAUCCAUGGUGUGUACUGUAGGAAAGGGAUCGUUACUAAAAACACUAUUAGAUUAUGCAAAUUGUAAAAGAAACAAAUGCCUCUCCUACAAAAAGGAAAUCUUUCAACCCAUUAAGCCUGUGUUGAUUGUACUCAUAAUGAUCUUUUAUGUUUAACAU
Scleropages formosus (Asian bonytongue) is the source of this 3845-nucleotide messenger RNA. It is a transcript of the gene clint1a, whose product is annotated as clathrin interactor 1a. NCBI's taxonomy places the organism in Eukaryota, Metazoa, Chordata, Actinopteri, Osteoglossiformes, Osteoglossidae. Gene Ontology annotation, molecular function: phospholipid binding; clathrin binding. Gene Ontology annotation, cellular component: clathrin vesicle coat; endosome; plasma membrane. Bases 180 to 2126 code for a protein of 648 amino acids. The record is from RefSeq and is a predicted model, not a curated record. The transcript has 12 exons. Gene Ontology annotation, biological process: endocytosis.